Molecule: messenger RNA, 1990 nt
Organism: Balaenoptera ricei (Rice's whale)
Lineage: Eukaryota; Metazoa; Chordata; Mammalia; Artiodactyla; Balaenopteridae
Gene: LPAR6
Product: lysophosphatidic acid receptor 6
Exons: 1
Coding region: 756-1790 (344 amino acids)
Biological process (GO): phospholipase C-activating G protein-coupled receptor signaling pathway; positive regulation of Rho protein signal transduction
Cellular component (GO): membrane
Molecular function (GO): lysophosphatidic acid receptor activity
Source: RefSeq, a predicted model, not a curated record
CUGGGCUGAAACCUUUCUUUGUCCAAGUCCAGCCUCUUCUUCCUGUGAUGUCAUAUUACAAAUCUAGCACGGCUUUCUUUUUCUCUUCAGAGAAAGCCCAUCUCACAAUACAGCUGGUAACCGAGGAAAAGGCCUCGAUUCAGCAAGAGCUAACACGCUUAGGAAUUUAUUUCGGAACCUUUGAAAGACUCCUCUGCUUACCACCAUCUGGGAUCCACUGCAGGAAUACGGAAGAGGAAAACUUCAUUUAGAAGGAGCAAGAAGUAAACGAGACCGAACUGGGAAUGUUUAAGUCUCUGAAACUUUGCGUUGAAAAGCAAAAUAAGAUUGCUAACUUUAGCUUAAACAUUCUGGAGCAUAAAGAAACUUUCAUUUUGGAAUAUUCAUCUUAACAACUGAAACAGAAGUUUACCAGACGAGUAGUUUUCUUCCAUCUCAGAACACAGCUUUUAUUUAAAAUUUAUAAUCCAAUGGGUUGGCUUCACUGACUGCGUUUUUUAAACAUAGCCCUGGAAUCACGGAUUUUCUGGAGAUUUGAAAAUGAAAAUAUUUUCUUAUUGAAGAACCAAGUGGAAACUUUACAGCAACAAAUUUCAUGUCUCUUUUGGAGGAAAAAGAAAUAUCUAUAAAAUCACGCAAAGAUCCAAAGGAUUUGCAAAUACAUUGGAGGUUAUAAAGGGGUCACAAUCUGAAUACCAAAGGAGACUGCAGCUGACCAAAGGACUUCAACACUGUAAACUGGACGUGCCUUUAUAAUGGUAAGCAAUAACAGCUCCCACUGCGUCUAUGAUGACUCCUUUAAGUACACUUUGUACGGGUGCAUGUUUAGUAUGGUGUUUGUGCUUGGGUUAAUAUCCAACUGUGUUGCCAUAUACAUUUUCAUCUGCACUCUCAAAGUGCGAAAUGAAACAACAACAUAUAUGAUUAACUUGGCAAUGUCAGACUUGCUUUUCGUUUUUACUUUACCCUUCAGGAUAUUUUACUUUGCAACACGGAAUUGGCCAUUUGGAGAUUUACUUUGUAAAAUUUCAGUGAUGCUGUUUUAUACCAACAUGUACGGAAGCAUUCUGUUCUUAACCUGUAUUAGUGCCGACCGAUUUCUGGCAAUCGUCUACCCGUUUAAGUCAAAGACUCUAAGAACCAAACGAAAUGCAAAAAUCGUUUGCAUUGCUGUAUGGUUAACUGUGAUGGGAGGAAGUGCACCAGCAGUUUUUUUUCAGUCUACCCACUCUCAGGGUAACAAUACCUCAGAAGCCUGCUUUGAAAAUUUCCCAGAAGCCACAUGGAAAACAUAUCUCUCAAGGAUUGUAAUUUUCAUCGAAAUAGUGGGAUUUUUUAUUCCUCUAAUUUUAAACGUAACUUGUUCUAGUAUGGUGCUAAGAACUUUAAAUAAACCUCUUACAUUAAGUAGAAGCAAAAUAAACAAAACUAAGGUUUUAAGAAUGAUUUUUGUACAUUUGGUCAUAUUCUGUUUCUGUUUCGUGCCUUACAACAUCAACCUUAUUUUAUAUUCUCUUAUGAGAACACAGACGUUUGUUAAUUGCUCAGCAGCAACAGCGGUAAGGACCAUGUACCCAAUCACUCUCUGCAUUGCUGUUUUAAACUGUUGCUUUGACCCUAUAGUUUACUACUUCACGUCAGACACGAUUCAGAAUUCAAUAAAAAUGAAAAACUGGUCUACCAGGAGAAGCGACUCCAGAUUCUCUGAAGUUCAAGGCACAGAGAACUUUAUUCAACAUAACCUACAGACCUUAAAAAAUAAGAUAUUUGACAACGAAUCUACAAUAUAAGCUGCCUUAAAUAAAACCACCGGGACUUCACUGGGACAGAACCUCCAAGUUCCUUCAACUGUGAAAAGUGUUUUCUUGGACAACUAUUUCUCCACCUCUGAAAGAAAAUAAACAUGUGGACAUUUUAAAGUUUUUAGUUUUAAAAAAAUGUAUUCGAUGUGUUAAGCAUUAAAAUGUAUUCUACUCUUGUAUAUACUCCA